This is a messenger RNA of Sarcophilus harrisii (Tasmanian devil), 2191 nucleotides long. It is a transcript of the gene ILDR1, whose product is annotated as immunoglobulin like domain containing receptor 1. Gene Ontology annotation, cellular component: plasma membrane. The record is from RefSeq and is a predicted model, not a curated record. Gene Ontology annotation, molecular function: high-density lipoprotein particle receptor activity. Lineage: Eukaryota; Metazoa; Chordata; Mammalia; Dasyuromorphia; Dasyuridae. Bases 1 to 1635 code for a protein of 544 amino acids. The transcript is spliced from 8 exons.
AUGACGCAGAAUGCCGUUCACUUUUUUUCUCAUGUGUUGUUGGCUCCAGGAUGCCUCUCUUUGCUGGUGACAGUGCAGGACACCGAACGCUAUGUCACUCUGUUUGCCUCCAUCGUCCUCAAGUGCGACUACACCACAUCUGCCCAGCUGCAGGACGUGGUGGUCACCUGGCGCUUCAAGUCCUUCUGCAAGGACCCCAUCCUAGAUUACUACUCGGCAUCAUAUCAAGCAGCUUUAGCUUUGGGUCAAGACCCAUCCAAUGAUUGCAAUGACAGCCAAAGGACUGUCCGAAUUGUGGCCCAGAGGCGAGGACAGAAUGAACCAGUUUUGGGUGUGGAUUACCGCCAGCGCAAGAUUACUAUCCAGAACCGAGCAGAUCUUGUGAUUAAUGAGGUGAUGUGGUGGGAUCAUGGCGUUUAUUACUGUGCCAUUGAGGCUCCAGGGGACACUUCUGGAGAUCCAGAUAAGGAAGUGAAGCUCAUUGUUCUACACUGGCUAACAGUGAUUUUCAUCAUCCUUGGUGCCAUCUUCCUCAUCGUGCUAGUCAGCAUAUGCUGGUGCCAGUGUUGCCCCCAGUAUUGUUGCUGCUAUAUUCGCUGUCCUUGCUGUCCAACACGGUGCUGCUGCCCUGAGGAAGCCCUGGCCCAGCACCGGUUUAUGAAGCAGGCUCAGGCACUAAUCCCCCAGAUGAUGGAAAAACCCCUCUACCGGGGUGCUGACAGGAGCUCCCAGGUUUCAUCUUACCAAAUGAACCCGCUGCUGCAGCGAGAUUUUUCUCCACCGGCCAGCUUCCCUCAGAUGCCAGUGCUCCCGACACCAACUCACCCCCCUGCUGCCAAUGGAGUGCUGGAGUACUUAGAGAAGGAGCUGCAGAAAUUCAACCCUGCCCAGGCCCUCCCACCAACCCACAAAGCAAGAGUUGCUCGUCACUGCAGCAUGUUGUCCUCCCUGGGUUCAGAAAUCGUGGAACGCAGGAUUAUUCACCUUCCCCCCUUGGUCAGAGACUUUCCCUCCUCCCAGAGGACCAGUGAAUCAUCUCAGCAACAGUGGGGCUCCCAGUUUUCCAGGAGACCUUGGGCUCUGGAUGAGAUGAAAGAGGAGAGAAGGCAGAAUUAUUACUCUGAUUUUCGUCAAGGAUCCUUGGAACCAUGGCCAAAAUCCAAACCCUUGGAGCACAGGGGUUAUGAGAAAUAUAAGGGUGGAAGGCAUUGGACUUCCAGGGAGGAAGUCUCAACCACCUCCAGGCCAUACUCUGAUAGCCUGAGUGAUGAUGAGUCCUAUUCCCGGCAGGCGCACUGGCGCUCCAACCAUUCAACCCAACGUAAUCGAUCUCCAGGGAGGCAUCCUCGGCCAGCUCAGAGGGAAAGCGCCUACAGACACGGUAGCCACCGGCACCGCAGCUAUUCCCCGCCAUCUUGCCAUAGCUCUUGGAGUUCAGAAGAAGAGAAGGAGCGGCAGUAUCGUCAAGGCCGGAAAUCCCACCGUCCUCCUCCUCCUUCAAGCUGGACUGAAGAGAAGCCACCGAGCUAUCACUCUCUAGAAGUCAUUCCAGGCAAGAAUGUCAGGAAAAAAGGGAAUGUGGAAAGGCGCUCGGAGAGAGAAAGCUCCCAUAGUGGAAGGAGUGUCAUCAUUUAAUACCUGGGAUUUCCUUGAUAAAUGACAAUUAAUUUUCUGACUCGGAAGCCCUGGCGAUUCUGAAUUCAUGUUUCUGGAUUGGACCUUAGGAACCAAGCUGAAGUGACAUGAUGGCGUGAAACUACUAUAUUUGACCUUUAGCUUCUCUUUUCAUUCAUUCAAUAAGCAAUUAAGUGUCUCCUGGGUACCAAUCAACAAGCAUUUAUUAAGCACCUGCUAUGCUUUACAAGCACAAUGCUAGGCAGUAUAGAUACAAAGAUAGGUAUUAAUGAGGAUAUAGGUCUGACCAACAACUCAGUUUCAUGAGUCUUCAACUCAGUUACACGUCUCAGAACUCGGGAGUCUUGAUGAAGCAGUUGAACACUCAAGAGGAACAAGAGAGAUGAAAUGGUCUGGGUGCCUCUGUGUAUAAAGCAGUUCUAAGGGAUGUUUUCUUAAACUUAGUCUCCGACUGUUUCAUCCUUAGAUUUAUAGCCUCACAACUCAGCUCAUUCUAUUUUAGGAUCGGAUCAAUUUAAAGGUGCUGCCCAAGGGAAAAUAAAAGGCUGUGAUGGUG